This is a messenger RNA of Thunnus maccoyii (southern bluefin tuna), 1934 nucleotides long. Its product is annotated as pepsin A-like. Gene Ontology annotation, molecular function: aspartic-type endopeptidase activity. The coding region runs from base 443 to 1630 and encodes 395 amino acids. The transcript has 10 exons. The record is from RefSeq and is a predicted model, not a curated record. NCBI's taxonomy places the organism in Eukaryota, Metazoa, Chordata, Actinopteri, Scombriformes, Scombridae. Gene Ontology annotation, biological process: proteolysis.
GUUUUAAAUAAAUUAAGUAAAAUGAAAGUAUGAAAAAGCAUGAAAUAAAAACUAAAUAUUAUGCAUACAAUUGAAACAUUACCCAGAGUAAAACACACACGCACACACACACACACACACAUACACAAAAAACUGUUAAAUUUGUGCCAAAGCCAUGUAUUCAUCCUGAACUUUAUUUUGCUCCAUGCACCACCCUUUGACUUUGCGAUAACACCCUUUGCGUUGGCUUUUACCUGUUAGCACAGCCAAUAUUAUACUUUCCAGGCUUUUCCAAAAGUUUGCGUUCCUUAAUUUAAUCACAUAAUUGACAUUGUCCUGAGGUCAACGAUUACUUUUUUGAUUACUUAUCUUAACUUAUCAUUUGCAGUGGAGCUUGUGUGUGUGCGUUGCCUUAUCAUUGUGUAAUCUUAAAAUGUCAGUCCACCUGUAUAAAAGAGGAUGAAUGCCUGACUGUAGGCAUCCAGGUUUUGGAGUCUACAGGAACGCCGAGACAAUGAAGUUGGCCUUUGUUAUGUGUGCCAUGGUGGCACUGUCUGAGUGCCUUCUCCAGGUCCCCCUGGAGAAGGGUCAGAGUGCCAGGGAGUACCUGGAGGAGCAGGGUCUGUGGGAGGAGUACAGGCUCAAGCACCCAUACAACCCCAUGGUCAAGUUUGACCCAAGCUUUGCUGUGGCUGGUGAGCCCAUGACUAAUGAUGCUGAUCUCGCUUACUACGGAAUCAUCUCUAUUGGAACUCCUCCUCAGUCCUUCAAGGUCAUCUUUGACAGUGGCUCAUCUAACCUGUGGGUGCCCUCCGUCUACUGCAACAGUGCAGCCUGCAACAACCAUGACAAGUUUAACCCUAGCCAGAGCAGCACCUACAGAAGAAAUGGAAGAGCUCUCCGUAUCCAAUAUGGCACCGGCAGCAUGACUGGCUUCCUUGGAUACGACACAGUGACGGUCGGUGGACUUGCUGUGAGAAACCAGAUCUUCGGCCUGAGUGAGUCUGAAGCUCCCUUCAUGCAGCACAUGCGUGCUGAUGGUAUCCUGGGCCUGGCCUACCCACGCCUGUCUGCCUCUGGAGCUACACCUGUCUUCGACAACAUGAUGAAGGAGGGCCUGGUCAACCAGGACAUCUUCUCCGUGUACCUGAGCUCUCACUCUGCGCAAGGCAGUGUGGUGACCUUUGGUGGUACUGACCCCAACCACUACACUGGUCCCAUCACCUGGAUCCCCCUCUCCAACGAGCUGUACUGGCAGAUCACAGUGGACAGUGUUACCGUCAAUGGUCAGGUUGUGGCUUGCAGUGGUGGUUGCCAGGCUAUUGUGGACACCGGCACUUCUCUGAUUGUUGGACCUCAGAGCAGCAUCAGCAACAUCAACAGCUUUGUGGGAGCUAGUAGCCAGAACGGAGAUUAUAUUGUCAACUGUAACAACAUUGGCCAAAUGCCUGAUGUGGUCUUCCACAUCCAAGGACAGGAAUUCACCAUCCCAGCCUCUGGCUACGUUCGUCAGUCUCGUUACUUCGGCUGUCGCACUGGCUUUGGCAAUGGAGGUGACAACCUGUGGAUCCUGGGUGAUGUCUUCAUCAGACAGUACUAUUCCAUCUUCAGCAGAGCCCAGAAUAUGGUGGGUCUGGCCAAGGCUAAAUAAUCAACCUGAAGUCAUCUCAUAAAAGAGCCUUGUAACAAUCAUGUAUAGAUCUUAGUGUAAUGGUAAGAUUUCCUGCAUAAGUGGUUGACAGUGCUUCUGCCAUGAUAUGCAAGUUUUCCUGUAAAUGACCAAAUUUCCCAAAACAUAAUAAAGAGUUAAAUCAAUUUGACUGGCGUUUUGUUGUGAAAUUGUACAAGAAAUAGACAUGGUUGUUAAUUUGUGUCAACAAUAAGCUAUUAUAAAAUCUGCUACUAUAACAUUACACAUAACGUAUGCAACAGAAAAACUUUUUAUAAUAGAUUGU